Haplochromis burtoni (Burton's mouthbrooder) is the source of this 10650-nucleotide messenger RNA. It is a transcript of the gene nhsl3, whose product is annotated as KIAA1522 ortholog. The record is from RefSeq and is a predicted model, not a curated record. The transcript has 9 exons. Lineage: Eukaryota; Metazoa; Chordata; Actinopteri; Cichliformes; Cichlidae. Gene Ontology annotation, biological process: cell differentiation. The coding region runs from base 6152 to 10468 and encodes 1438 amino acids.
UGCAUGUGCAAUGACAAUAAAGUUGAAUUCUAUUCUAUUCUAUUUUAAAUUACAGACUAAUAAAAUACUAGAAUUUCAUGUACAAAAACCAAAAUCCAAACUUCUAUGGCAGGCAGAACCACACAACAAGGCAUUAUUUAUCAGAUAAUUCCUUUAAAAAUGCUUGAAUAGGUACCAACAUCACCAAAAUAAUGAUAGCUAGCAAACCUAGCUAUCAGUUAGUGCUGCCUGUGUUGGUACACAUGCUAGCUUUUAGUCUUAGCAAAAUCCAAAUGUUACAGAAAAAAAAAAUCACCCACCUCUUCUUCAUAGAGCGCUAAAUCAUUGUGGUACCUGGUUGUAAAAAUGUUUUUCUGUAAGUUAGUUGUUAAACUACUUCAUAUCGCUGAGUCACCAGUGAUGCUGACAAAUGGGAGUUUUUGCCUGCCUGGCAUAAAACCUGGGCUCAUUAUUGAUGUUUGUGCCUAACCAAAUAACCUGUAGUUAAAUGAUCUAGAAACUGUCAUACUCUUUCAAUGACAUAAUUUUGAUCACAACUCUUCAGAUCCUUGUUUGCUUCAGUGUUUCCUUUGCCCUUCUCAUCCUCCUCACCACAUCUAUUCAACCCACUGUCUUCCUUUCAUGUUCCCUCUUCAGCUCACCACCUCUGUUUCCCACCCAGAGGAAAUCAGAAAUGUGGGUGAUGCAUAGGUAGCGACAUUUACCGUACACGGUGAUUUAUGUCCUCUCCAUAUCCUCCUGCCCUCUUCCCAUUUCCUCCGCCCCUCUCUACCUUCCUUUAGUCCUAUUUUCUUUCUUCUGCUGUCAUCUUCGCACAAUCCCCAUGAUUUUUUUAGUACAGGUUUUAGUUUUUGUCUGUUUGCAUUUUUUUUCGUACUCUUUGAAUGUCAAAUGUAAUCAGAUAAAUAAAGUGAUAAAUGAGCAUAAUAUAACAAUGCAAUGUUUCCAGACACAUUAUCACAACAUACAUGAAAUAUUCCAAUAGAUAUGUGUGUAAGGGCUGUCGGGCUAGCCUUCAUCUCUCCUUCGCCCUGGUAAAUACUGCACAACUAAAAGCUGAGGGGAGCUCAUAACUCAAGUCCACUACAACAACCACUGAAUACAAAUCAGGAGUGUAGCAGCCAGCUUGAAUAAUGACACCUGUGUGUGUGUGCUCCUGUGUUGGGGUGAUUGGAGGUUUAUUGCUGGUCACACUUUAACCCUCUCUUCCUGUACUGUGGCAGCUUCAUUUGUGUGUACAGGGAUGGAAAGAUCAACCUUAGAAGACUCAGUCGACUGCAAACCUUACACUUUCUAUCUGCUGAUAAUCACUAAACGCUGAAUCAUAAGACAAGGCAGGUGUCAUUUAAAGUCCUGAUUGUGUUACUCUGUGGUAUAGAGUUCAGUUUUUGUCCACAGACUAUUUAUUGAAAAAAUACAGAUCCACUGGCUGGAUGCUGGGCUCUAUGUAGUUUAUAUGUCACACACCACUGUGCUGCUGUAAAUAUUUACUACUUCAGCAAACGUAUGUUUAUCUGACUGAAAAUAGACUCCAACGAAAGCUCUGUUUACUCCAGCUUGAUUAUCUCUGCUACAAUCUACUGCUAAAACAUGAAUGUUUUGUAUCUGUACCUCAAAGGGAGCCUAUCAUGAUCAUUUUGAGCCUCGUGUUCUUGUUGUUGUUCUCUGCUAGCAUAGCUUUGUGUCAUUCACAUUUCAGAGUCAUCCUUAUUUAUCCUGGACUGGACUUUGGAGCGGCUCCUUAGUUAAUUCACUGUCUAAAACAAUCCAUUUUUAAGUCCAUUGCUCCACCCUUUGAGCUAGCUGUCUUCUAAUUGGUUACUUUUUGUUAAACAGAAGUUUUAAACAGAAAGUGGGUGGGGCUUCUGUGCUGACAUCAUACAGAGCCAUGAGUGCAAAAAAAUGCCUGAAAGAAAGCAUUUAGAGACUCAGAUCUGAUUUUUGGCUAAAAGCACUUACUUGCGCGUACAUUGAGCCUGGUCCUGCAGGAGGUUUCUUCCUGUUAAAAAGGAUUUUUUUCCUUCCCACUUUCACCAAGUCCUUGCUCAUAGGGGGUCCUCUGAUUACUGGGAUUAUCUUUCUAAUAUUGGAAGGUCUUAACGUUACAAUGUAAAGUGCCUUGUAAAGCCACACACAACCAGUGGAAAACAUUACUUCUACAUGCCACUGUCACCUGGUGUCCCCCCCUCUUUUUUUCUAAUGAGCCCAGUGUUAAUGUAGUGAACCAUACACCCAGUAAUAAACAAAAGCAGUUUUGAAACCCAGCCAGGCAUGAAGUGGAAACCCUGUACCUCGUUGUGGUCCAGUGGCCCAUGUGCUCACCUGAUACGGAUUUUGAGGUUGUGACAAAAGCAAUACAGCUAUCACUCCUUAGUCUCUCCCUUUUUCUCUGUGUUGUUCUCUUCUCCUCAUUUCUGCGGUGUGCAGCAAAUGAGAGGGUGAGCCGAGGAUGUGUGAUGAACCACUAUGAAAUUGUAAAAUUUUCCAUCAAGGGUGUUUAUUUCUGUGUGUUAGCAUCCAUGUUUGGGCUUGGUCAGCUCACUGGGAGUCAUAUUUUAUAUUCAGCUGCUUUUCUUUUGCCACUAUCAAUGCAAAGUGGCCAUGUGUAUCUGCUGUAAACAUCCUCAUCGAAUGACCUGCUUUUUUUGCAGUCUCAUACUUGCAGUCCAAGCAGAAUCAGAGCUGAUAUAGCACUCUCUAGUGGAGCAAGACGCUAUAUGGGUGUGUUACAUGUUUACCAGAAACCAUAAAAAGCUUAUGUCUGUGUGCUGCUCUGAGAGAUAAGGUAGCUGUGUAUAGUAACAUUGUUAUGCUUGCAGGUUGUAAAGUAGGUCAGUUUCGAAGUUUUUAAUAAUGUAUUGUCUGUUUUGUUUAUUUUCAUAUUUGAAGUGAUUUUUUUUAUUACAAACGGGCGACUUUGGAUAAAGAGUAGAGUUAAUUAAUCUCAUUAGUUUGGAUUUAAAGAUGCGCUACAGUUGUAAUACACAUGCAUUUCAUUUAAUUGUGAUUAGGACUAAUCUAUCUGCUCAGAUUAUAGAUUUUACACACAAUAUCUAUGAAAAUAGAGGCUCUAAUGAUAGUUUGGGAAUUGAAGGAGUCAGUAUUUAUUAUUUAUUUUGUUCCCGACCUAAAACCCUGUGUAGUUUGAAAGCCUUGUGCACUUCUAGGAUAAAAAAGAAAAUAAUAUUGGCCAGGACUAGAACUAAUAAUUGUUUUCCUCUUAAACAAUCAGUUGUUACAUCACUAAACAAAGCUGCUAAUGUAGCAGCUAACUGCCCAACUUAGUUUCCUUCCCUGAUAAUGUUAUCAGUAGUUAAAUGUUAUUUAAAGACAUAUUGUAAUUCAGUGUUUCUGCCACUUUGGAGUUUGUGUUGGAAUUGUUUGUUGAUGUUAGUGGUCAGUACUGUUUCUAAGCUCACUGAUUAAUAUUAUUCAUUUCCAAUUUAAAUUAACAAUGUAUUCAUGUAUUUUGUGUUAAAUACAUAAAAAAGCUGAAUCAACUUUUUGGGAUUUCUUUACCUGAAUGAUUGAGCAUGCAUCAAGACACAUGAAAAAUGCUUCACGUGGUUACACAGAGAAACUUUGAAUGUGUGGUUUUAUUUGAUCAGCGGUCAAACAUCUGUAAAUAACAACCCUAUAGGAAGGUUUAUUAUGACAAAUGAGUGUGAGAAGAGAUCUUAAAAACCAUAAAAUAUUGAAUUUAAAUAUAUGAGUUUUAAAAAAUGGGAUGUUCAAAUAAACAAAUAGACAUUUUUCUUCCAAACUGCACACACUUUACCUUUUCAGCAGAUCACACACCUGGCUGGAGCUCUGAUACAAGAUGCAAAUCAGAAGGCUAAAGGAAAAUAACAUCCCAAGUCAUUAUCGUUAUUUUAAAUGUGACUGUUGCUAAUGAAGCAUGGGCUGUAUUUUUGUGCCUGUGACCUUUUAACAAGCAGGUUUUGUUGGCUGUCUGAGCUCUGAUUAUUCUUUCACAGACUAUUUGACCUGCAAACAAGCCCAACAGUCUGGCACUGGUGAUUUAUGAUAUUAUCUUUAGACUCACAAAGACAAGGCUGUAAAACAACCUCUGAUUGUCCCCUAAAAGGCACACCAGUUGAUUUAAAAGUGCUGAAGGAAGUAGGCUACGUAGCACUUUACAAGUAAAUAUUUGGCUUUUUUUUUCCAUCUUUUGACCUGACACCUUGAACUGAUUUGGAAACCUGCGUUAGAAAGGCUUUAGUGUCCGUUAGUUUCUGUUUUGUUUAGCUUAUGCAGUGGAAUGGUUUGUUGUGUGUACUAAAGGCCCUCGCUCCCCUCUGCCCUCUCCACCAGGACCAGAUGGUGUCUCUUUAGGCAUUCUAAUGAAUAUUGAUAUGAGGGGUCUUAGUUAACAAGAGGGGGGAGGGUGCAUAUGUUGGGCCAGGGACCCCCAAAACUGGCAUGUAGUAAAGGUCUGUGGUGAGGGGAGUGGGUGUGCAGGGGAUUUAUAUCUGAAGAAAAGGAACGUUUGCGACUUGCAACAAAGCUCCUUUCUCAUGCCCGUAAGCUCUCUCUUGUCUCAUAUUGGUAAGAUAUUAAUAUGGAUUAGACAGUGAUGAGACUGAAUUAGUUGCCUGGCGAUGUCAUCCAGACACUUGAAGAUGAGAUGCAGAGCAAAGAUGUGGUGCAAAGUGUGAUAUGGCAUAAAUGGGUAAGACAGAGAGAUGACAAAGGUGAGGCAAGUGGGAGCAUGAGGUGAGGAGAUGGACAGGUUAAUCUGGUGGCAGAGUUAAUCCUCUGGCACGGCUCCCAGGUCUAAAGCUCCUGAACGCCUCUGUAUAUUCCAGCCUGGGCUCACCACACUGAGGUUGAACCACUGCCAGCACCCCGGGCUGGGCAGUCUGACCCUGGGGCACUGGGGUGCAGAUUUCUUUACGGGAGAAGCUCCACUUUUAUUUUACCAGUGCCAGGAUUCCUGUAUGUGGAGGGAUAGCAAGUGAAUGAUUGAAGGUAAUUGCAUUACUACCCUCCAGCUGGUGCAAGCCAGCUGUAGCCCCCUGCUGUGACCCUGUUAUUGUAGAAAAACACCCAUUCAGGGGGCAAGAGAAUCAAAGUGCUGCAUCUUCACCAGCAGGAAAGCAAUCCCGGGAUGCAGUACUGAUCGUUUGUUUGGCACCGAAUCCACAUUAACUGAGUUGUCCUGAAGCCGUGUUAUAUUUCAUACCCUCUGCAGUUUGUCAGGAAACAUUAGCAGGAACUCAUCCGCAGACAGAUGAUGAACUGAGGCGCUGUCAGCUAUUUAUAACUCAAAUUAGACCUUUGUUAGAUAUAAGGCUAAAGGGGCAGGCAGGAAGAAGGAAGAACUAUAGAAAGAUGUAAAGGAGUUGAGAUUGGCAGAGACAGGCAGGGGAGUGAGGGUACUGGGAAAAAAGUGAUGGAGGGAGACAUAAGAGAAUAAAACUGGAACGGCAUAGCUUUUCAUCGUGAGGACACAACCUUCACUGUCAAAUGCAGCCCCUGUAGCCCUUAGAUAAUGAGACACAGUGUCAGACACAUGCAUACUGCUGAAGGCUUCCAGUAGGGAUGUAGAAGCUCCACAACUUCAGAUUAUAUCAGUGACCAAGCGGGUAGUUUUAGAAUCUAUGGUAGAAUAUGCAGAAAUUAGCUCUCUUAUAUUGGAACAUUUUUCAUGGGUAGCUUUGUUUUAAUUAGCAUAAGGAAGCUUUAACUGGGUUUGCACUGGUGGAGUGUGUGCACAAAGCUCCACACGUGUCUGUCUAUACUGAGUGAAGUGGGGGGCUGGUCGCCUCCUGAAAGCCAAACUUUGACAGCCGUCUUGCUGGCGGGAGGGGUUCAUCAUUUGACAAUGGGGAGGGAAUAGCAAUGGAGGGAGCCUGUGUGAGCAAAACAGACAUGAGAGAGAAAGAGCAGCGGGGGAAGGGAGGAGGGUAUCAGACUCGGGGAUAAGGCAGCUGGGCUGAAAGCAGAUCUCAUUGUGCGCUUGUCCUUCCCAAGUCCCUCCAAGUCUCUGCAGAAGCACCUGCGAUCACUGCUGUCGAGCUCUGCCUCCUCAGUCGAGGCAUGCGGAUCUCAAUCGCAGGUCAAAUUGACAGAAGGACGACUUGUUAGACUCUGUUUUGCUUUGCUCUGGCGUUUUGAGUGUGGGUUUUGUUAUGGCACUGGUGUAGGCAUGGUUGUUUACUUGAGGAAGAGCAUCCACUCUCUGCUGUCCAUCUUCAAGAAAAAGGCUGGUCCCAAGGUGAAUGAAGACCAGAAGAGGCUGACAGUCCAUUAUACAGCCUCGCGGCACUACCAGGAGAAUGUUUUCAUUGAGGGUAGCAGGCCUCAGUACUUGGAAGACCUGCACACUGAAGCUCAAGAGGGACUCAAGAUACAACAGCAGGAAGAACACAAGAAUGGAGGGAACUUUCCUGACAGUGAAAGCAUUGCUUCCACAGACACUCUUCAUCUGGAGGAUAUCAAUUCCAAGGAUGGAGAUGCAUCUCCAGAGUCAAGAGACAACUCUGGGAAUACUGAUAGCACAGUAACCUUUGCUGCGAUGACUAGACCUGCACUUACCCGCCAAGGUUCUACAUUCAAGCCCCUGAAUCCAAUCAAAAGACAAGAUAAGAGCAAGAAGAAGACCAGGAGAACCACCAUCAUGGGUAUUCCCAACCAGGUCCAGAAAGAACUUGGCCUAAACAGAAACUCCACCUUUCAGCCGCUUGUUUCUACUGAGGUCUCUGUCAACACACAGAUCAGUAACAGCCAAUCAUCAGGUGUCAUCACCAUUUCUACAGAUGAUGGGACUCCAGUCGCAAAUAAGUUGGGAGCAAGGGUACAUGUUUCAGAGCUGGAGCAGGCAUUCAGAGGUGAAGAGCUGGUGAGGAAGCAUCUCCAGGACCACCAGGACUUUGGUUCCCAUCUCUUUCCCACCUCCAACCUAAGACCCAAGUCUCUUGCAGUACCUGGCAUGACAACAUCCACCUCUUUAUCUCCUUCAAUGUUUAAUUUCCUCCAGGAACCCCAGGGGCCAGUGAUGUCUAUCUCUCCACAGGCCACUUACUUGUCUACAAUCAUUCCUAAUGCUAUAAUGCCAGCAUCGAUUGAAUUCAUUGAGAUUGACCGCAGUACCAGCCGGACUCGUGGCAGCAGUGUCAACCAUGGCAGCAGUGUCAACCAUGGCAGCAGUGUUCGCACUGUAAGCAAAAGCAGCCUGGCAUCUGGGGACUCGGCAGUCAGCCCCUUGCUAUCCAGAAGAUCAGAUGGUGACACUUCCCAGACAAACCAUUAUCACAAUGACUCCACACUGGCCACAUCAGCUUCAGGGUCAAACUGGAGUGAGUCAAAGUCUUCUGAGACCAUUAUUUCAAACUCAUCCCCACUGUCCUCCAAGGGUAGCACACAAAGCAGUAACUCUUCACAGAGAGUAUGUCUAAAUGGGCAAACCAAACAAACUGCUGGGGAUCAGGACCUUGUUAGUUUCCGUAGCUCUGUUCAUGCGAUUAGCAGCCCUAGCGGUAAAGGUGAAAACCUUGUUACAAGACCAGCAACAGAAUCUGGUGAAUCGGUGGCAGUGGCUGCUGGAGAAGAAGCAAAGAAUAAAAAGAAACGUAGCCUUUCAGUUAUGAAGACCAAGCAACCUCCAGCACCACCACGUAGAUCAAACUCUCUGCACAGUAAUAAGAUUAGAGGUAACUCCAGGGUGGUUAUUGUGGAUAACAAAAGUCUUAAUGACUCUGCUUCUGGGGAGGUGACAUUUACUAGAGAGAAUAUUGUACCAGAGGAUGAGACAAAGUUGGUUUCUACAAAUAGCACUAAGAUACCCGAAGAUGUAUCAAACUUCCUUAGGUCAAGCUCUCCAGAUUCUUCCACCAAUCCUCUGAGUUCUGCUAAGGCAUCUUCAAAUGAAGAUGGGCUAUCUCCAGAAUCUAGUUCCUCCCCACAGAAAGUUCCACCAGAGGAUGGGAAAUUUGAACGGACCAUUUCUCCAUCUAGUGGUUAUUCUAGUCAGAGUGGCACGCCAACGCUUUCUCCAAAAGGGAUCUCCCCAACCUCUCCAGACAAGCAGAAGAAGAAACCAGUCAAGCCGGAAAGAUCAGCGUCGCGAGCCUCAUCCUCAGCAGCAUCUCCUUCAUCCUCAGUUACGUCUUUAUCAUCUGGAACAUCUGAGCUUGCCAAUACAGAAGUUUCUGUGUGUAGCUCAAAUCAGCCUCCACAGGGAUCUUCACCAACUGUUGCUACAAAAGACCUUGCACUGAAGAACAAUACCUCAACUUUUAGAGAGGAAGUAAAUGAGCUAUUGAACAUCCCACCACCUCCUAAAGUCAAAGCACCAUGUCCUCCUCCUCCAGAGACAUGGGUCCACAGCAGACGCACCUUUGAGCUCCUCUGUGGGCCUUGCCCUAAUGUUAAACAAAAAGCAGCACAAGUACAGGAAAGCACAAGUAACGACACAGGAACCCAGACUGAAACUAGGAAAGAGAUGCAGGUUUUGGAUCAAAUUCAAACAGCUACAGACAAACCUAUCAUAGAACUUUCCAAAACUCAAGCAAAGCCUGAGUUACUAUCAACAAUGCAUCCUGACAGAGUUCAUGUGGUGCAGGAGGGUAAGGAAUAUCCAGAACAAGAAACAUCUUUCGUCCAGGACAAAAGAAAAGCAAGCGUAGAUGUUCAGCAGCAAGAACAGAGUAGUAGCUUUGUAAUGAAGGAGCCAGAGAGUCAAGGGACAACUCCAAAGAAAGAUCCCCCUCCUGUCAUGAAGAAACCCAUGACACUACUGCACAAAGGGGAAAUGGUCUUGGCGGAGAAGUCAGUGGAGAAAGAGAACAAUGUAACGAGUGGCACAGCAGAGGUCACUGUAUCUGUGGAGAACUACACGUCUUUAGAGAAAGGUGUGACAGCUUUAUUUGACGAGAGCAAGGCUGAGACGGACAGAAGUGAAGUCCAGUCCAUGCAAACACUUUCAAUAGAGGUCCCCAGAAUCAAUAAGUUUUCUCCGCCACCUACCCCUCCCCCAGCAUACCACCCGACACCGCCUCUAUCAAGGAAAACACCUCCCUCAGCAGUAUCUACACCUCCAAAUGAUUUACAAAGGGUACAGGAGGAGAUCCACAUUGUAGAGUCCUCCUGGCCACCUCCACCACCUCCUUUGGAAGGGGACUCUGUAUUUGAUGGAGUGGAUGAGGUUGACUUUCCUCCACCUCCUCCUCCAUCCAUCAUAACCGAGAGUGCACCAGAUGUGAUGGCUGGUUGCGUCACAGAGUUGGGCAACCCUAAUGUGCAGACUGUACAGAGUUCAGAUUUGCACCCAACUGUUCCACAACCAGUUAUAAACGACACAGAACCAGUGAUUGACGUGCAGGUUCCAAAAUCUAUAGCUUUUGAGGAGAUUUCUUCAUCUGCUUUAGAGACUGUAUUGCCUCCACCAGUGGAAUCGCCUCUUAUACCAAGUAUGAAAAGAGCAGAAAGCCCAGUACCAAACACAGCUGUAGAUCCUCCCGACAGUUUCCAGAAGCGAGGUUCUCUGCAAAUUGAAGAUCCCCCUGUGUCCAUCAGUACUCAGUUUUCAGCUCUGAUUGUGCCUGUAGCACCUCCUCUACCGUCAGAUAAUUUAACUCAUGGAGUUAAUUUCAGAAGACAUUCCAGCCUAGCAAAUCGAGAUGCCAGGACCAAGGAGCUCCUCUCCCGCCACAAAAGUGUUCCCAUUCCCAAAGAGGAUGCUAACAUACCUCUUGUCACCCCUUCCCUGCUUCAAAUGGUUCGCCUGAGAUCAGUCAACAUGACCGAAGAUCAGGUGCAAAGUCCGCCAGAGGACAAGUCCACAAAUGAGGAGGCACCAGUUAAGGAUAAUUCCCCAGUUUCUAUCCAAGGAUCUCAAAACAUUCCUCAAAAACCCAUCCGCAAGUCUUUGUCACUGAAAUCUCCCCCUCAGGCCAUUAAAUCAUCCUCUGUGACAAUGACCAGUCCUUCAAUGCGCUUACAGGAAGCCAUACGAAUGAAAACUGCAGCAAUGUCUUCAAGAGAUGGUCUGCCCUCCAAACUGGGUGUGAAAUCAUCAACAUACAGCUGCGUCAGUGACCCAGGAGCUUUUUCACGGAAAUCACACGAAGGGUAUGACAUGCACAAGUCUCCAGCUUCUACUGCUAGCUUUAUCUUCUCUAGGAGCACAAAAAAGGUUGUCAUAGAGACUGCCUCAUCCCCUGACGCUCAGGCAAAUCUAAAGCAAAGCUUGGCAGCUGAGCUCAUGCAAGUGUCCGAUCAAUCCAAGGCUUCUGUGUUUACAUUUGAUGGAGUGAAGUGCGAUAAAGUUCCUCCACCUGUAGCCAAGAAGCCGACGCAAAGCAGCAUCAACUCUUCACCGAGUCUUCCGAAUUCUUUGUCAAAGAUGGAGGUCAAUGUCAAAGGGAAUGGAGCAGUAGUAGGAGGAGAACAUAGGAGUGGAAUAAACCUGUCUGAAACAACAACAACCAGAGUAACAGCGGACACAAUUGAAACACUGUUCUGAAAGACUUCUUUGGUGAUUAAACAAGAACCAGGCUGAUACCAGAGGAACAGAAAAAGGACAACUCACAAGAGAGACUGACUGACAUUAAGAGACAUUAACUAAGUGUUUGUGUGCAUUUCCUCCAAAAAGCCUUAGCCUGUAUUGGCCUUCCUUAAUAUUUAUGCAAAAAAAAAAAAAAGUAU